AUGUUUUUGCAAACAAAAAUUAAUCACUUCAUAUUUCAAAUAAAAAUUUUUUAUCUUCGAUUCAAUUUGGUGCUUUGCCUACAUUCAUUUACUGCUAAUAUAGGCGCAAAAAACGGAAUCGGGGGUGCUAAUGCCCGUCCUGAAUUACAAUUUGCUAAUAAACGGGGGCAAACAUUUGUUCGAUUUGGUAAAAGAUCGCAAACGUUUGUUCGUUUUGGUAAAUAA
Molecule: messenger RNA, 225 nt
Organism: Thelazia callipaeda (thelaziosis nematode)
Lineage: Eukaryota; Metazoa; Nematoda; Chromadorea; Rhabditida; Thelaziidae
Source: the annotation of a GenBank genome assembly